Molecule: messenger RNA, 7216 nt
Organism: Corythoichthys intestinalis (scribbled pipefish)
Lineage: Eukaryota; Metazoa; Chordata; Actinopteri; Syngnathiformes; Syngnathidae
Product: voltage-dependent L-type calcium channel subunit beta-4-like
Exons: 14
Coding region: 5523-6689 (388 amino acids)
Biological process (GO): calcium ion transmembrane transport
Cellular component (GO): voltage-gated calcium channel complex
Molecular function (GO): protein binding; voltage-gated calcium channel activity
Source: RefSeq, a predicted model, not a curated record
UUGGAGAACUUGCACAAUUGGUGGUUGACUAAAUACUUAUUUGCCCCACUGGACAUACAUUAUGAGGCAAUAACAAAAUAGUAACGCACAGGCACUAUGGAAACUAACUUUAAUCAGAUUACUGGGGUUAAUGACAGCACUGAUAGAAACACAUAGUGCCGUAGCAUGCUGGGCAGCAUUGAGUUUUUUGGGGGGAAGAUACAGUGUAAUGUGGUGUAAUUUAGAGAUCAAGUCGCAGUUGUUUGAAGGUUUAUGAUUACAUGCAAUCAAUGGUAAUUCCCGUUAGCUCAUCUAACAUCAUCAAAACCUUUGUUAAAUGAAAUAUUAUGGGUUGGGUUAAAAUUUUGGUCAAAAUACAACAUUGGUUUAAUUUUAUUUUAAAUUUUAAUGAGACCAAAAUCUGGAAACACAAAUCUUGAUCCUAAUUUGGAGAACUCGGAGAACUUCAUUCCUCCUAUUUUUUGAUGGCAACAGAACGAAAACAGAUGACACAACAAAUAGGGGGUCACUGUAAAUAUCUAUAUCAGAUGCAGAAGCAUUCCGGGGCAAUGUUAGCAGGCUGGAGUUGUUCGGGACAGGAUGGAGCAUUUGUGCGGCUCUCCUAUUGAUCCACUCUGCCAGACUCUGGUUGCAUUGUCAGGGGAUGUUAUGAUCCACCUCUGCCCGGAAUGCUGCCUCAGCUUCCCUUUUGCAUGAGGGGUGAGGUGCCUCCAAUGUGAAAAGAAAUUAUUCAACUCCCUUUAACACGCUAAUUUUACGGUUUCGUCUUGAAUAUGAAAUGUCGACAGGAAUGUUAACUGAUUGAUCAAUUUUUUUUAGUCCAGGUGUAUGGUAUUAACCCUCGACUUUACACGGUGAUGAUGCGAAACCAAGACGCAAUGAUUGUGUUGCAGAAUGGGCCCACCGGCCUCCAAAGUUGAAGGAUUCGAUUGCGGGCUUGCUCCUCAACCAUAUAAAUGGAAGACUCUCAUUACAAUGACGUCACCACUCGCACACGUUAGUUUGGGCAUGCGCAGUAGCCGCUAAUAAACAUUCAAAACUGUAAGCAUGGCAGAACAUUGGGUUUAAUUGACUGUGUUUAUAAUAUUUUUUAUUUAAUCAAUUUUAUGUUUGUGUUUUGUGACAUGCAACUUAAAAAAAAAAAAAUAUCAAGAGCCAAGUAUCCUUAUAUGACCUUACAUUGCAUGUUCACCUCUGGUUGACUUAGAUUUUUUCAGUCAGUGUAUUUAUCUUUGUUUUUUGUUUUUUUAGGCCUCUUUUGACAAGUGCUAAAAAAAGAAACAAUCACACACCUGCGUGACAGUAUCAAGAGAAUAAAGCAAUACUGCAAGAUAUAACACUGAACUCAUUUUUUUUUUUAUUUCCUUCGUCUUCUCCAUUUACGAAGCUUAGUUCUCAUUCAGGUGACCAAGGUGGUGUUUUUCAAGAUGUCUGAGCAUGUGUCAAAUCUGUUUUUUUUCUGGUGGGAAUUCAUCAAAACCCAGUAAACUUUGGCAAUACGCUAACCGAAAAGGAGACGAGCUGGCAGAAUGAAGGUGAAAAUUUUGGAGGGGAAGUGAAAAUGAGAAGAAUUAGAAAAGUAAAGAUGGAGAAGAGAAAUGAGACAAUGCUGAGCUAUAAUUAGACUGACUGAAGAGUAUAAAAAAAAAACAAGAAAAGACUGUGCUAAUCUCAUUUUGUGCCAUCUUUCGCUUAAUCCUCUUGUCAUCAAUUCACUUUCUAUCUUUAACAAUGGAUUAACAGCAAACGAGUAUUUCUAAAUGUUAUUUUCUCUCUAUUCUCUUCUCUUUCGCCUUGUCUUUAUUCUCUCGCCAACCUCACGCUUGUUUGGAGGCACUGCACCCCCAACUCCUGCUUCAUGUUCAGCCCUAAUGAUGAAAAUAGUCACCGUGUAUUGUCCACUCCAAAGGCUGUGAUUGUGUGUAUGUGUGCUUGUGCGUGCCUUUUUCAUGAAAAUAAAUAAAUAAAUAGAUAAACAUUUCAGGACUAAAGCCCUGAGACAUGUUCUGCUAAAAGCUGUGGUGGAGUGCACUUCAUUUAUAAGCAGCGACCUUAAAUGAGGCUGAUGAGAGCAUACCAGCAUAAUGGACACCAAAGUAGGGUCUUCGGUGCCUCAGGCCUGGGGAUGAGCCAGCCCAGCUGUGGAGGCUGCUCCUUUGCUUUAAGACAGGGGUGUGCAAUAUUUUUCCUCCAAGUGCUGUGCACUGAAUAAUGGAAAUCUGCAAGGGCCAUUUCAUCAUUAUUUAGAUUGCAUUAGUUAAAAUCAAACUAAAACCAAUCCAUGAAGCAAUUUUAUAUUGUGUUUUUUAAUAGCAUAGUUGCUCCUUUUUUGUUGUGAUAUCAAACAUACAGCCUGUGGGCAGGAACUGACGUGCCAGAAGAAUGUAAUUGUGUGCCAGUCAGGGACAUAAUAUUUCGUUAUUUACUGUACUGUUAUUAGUUACCUAUCAUGGAAUUCCACUUUUCUUCCCACUGUUUCAUGCAUACCAUAACUGUAGGAGAAAAAAGCGUGUCACCUGGUGUUUGUGAAGUUUGUCAUCUAUGCGGUUUGUGAUUGGAUUCCAAUCGCUUUUGCAAGUCUAAAUAGUCUGCAAAUGAGCAGAUUUGAAAUCGUCAACAGUAUCACGGGAGCACGCAAGAAUCCGGCCACUUUGCUUUUGAUACAUGCCAAUUCUUCUUAGCAGAACUAGAUGACUGACAAUGCAUCUCACUCCUGCAUUCAAAGACUGCUAAAAAAAAUUUUUUUAAGACAAAUCCUAAAACACUUCAAAACAAGGAUUUUAUAGUGUUCAGGCCCAUUUCAUGAAGAACGAAUGUAAAUAGUACGUAAUACGGACAUUUCCAGGUUCUCUGACUCUGCCAAACCAUGGCCAAGCCUUGCAAAUGGAUAUGGUUGUGGUUUACUAGAAAACGUAAUACGAUGAGCCAUACUGGUUUCAAAACGGAUGUGUGAGCCAUUCAGUCAAGGGCCUGAAUGGAAUGAUUUCAAAAAAAAUUGUUUUUGUUCCAUCUGCGUGCUCGUGCAUCGUGGGAAACCCUUGGUUAAGUAUAUUUCCCAAUGAUAGAUCAGAACCUCAAACUGAACCAUCGGAUCGGGUCAAACCAAACAAUUUCCAAUCUAUGAGCCAUAUUUCAGAUUGUGCCAAAUUGUACAUCGUUAAUGGCAAACCAAAUGUCAUUCUUUAGCAGCGCUUACCAAAUGACAAGUACAGUGAUCCCUCAUUUUUCGCGGUUAAUGGGUAUCAGAACCUGCCUUGAUAAGUGAAAAACCACAAAGUAGCGCACCCCCCCCCCAAAAAAACAUUUAUUUUUUCUUUUUUUCGUGCAUUCAAUAUAUUUAUUCUGAUUUAGCAUUGGAAAUAGAUACAUAUAAGACCUGUUUUUUCACUUUUUUCCCCAAAUUGUGAUUUUAAAAAAAUGCCAUAUACAUUGGUACCUCGACAUACGAUCGCUUCAACACACGAUCUUUUCGACAUCCGACGUAAAAUUUGACUCGCCAUUUGUUUUUACAUCCGACGCCAUGCUCUAAAUACGAUGAUCUAUGACAGCACCGCAGUCUCUUUGUUUUCCCGCAAGACGGAAGCACGCCAUAUUUUCUUGUGAGAGAAAUAAACAUGAGUUCCAACAAUGUUAGUGCAAGUGGUGAAAAAAAAAGAUGAUGCUUACCAUAGACCUGAAGAUGGAUAUGAUAGAAAAAUAUGAGCGUGGGGUGCACAUCCGUGAUAUGGCUCAACAAUCCAGCCGUAGACUGUCUUUCAUGGUGGUCCUCCUCCGUUCGUCCGUCUUUAUAAGUUAAGGUGGCAAUUAUUAUUGUGGUACAUCACCAAAGAAAUCGCCAGCUUCGUCAGGUUUCUAAUCAUUUAUUCCAUCAACUUGUGCAGCACAAAACGCCUAGUGUCCCCCGCAGCAAGGUAAACAAAACGAACGUAAAAAGGCUCAAUCCGUAAAGUCAGCCAUGCGAUGCGUUCAGGUACACUUUCGCCUCAUUAGAACCCGCUUUGUUACAUUAUUACAGGUAAUAUUAUUAUUAGUAUUAAUAUUAUAUUAUCAUUACAAUUUUUCUUCAUAAUUUAUUUGUUUUGCUCUUUGUAACUGAUAUUUGCAACCGUAACAUCAGUAUUUAUUAAGAAUUUAGUUUAGGUUUUCCAGCUGUGGAACAAAUUAAUUGAAUUAUAAUGUAUUCUUAUGGGAAAAUCCUGUUCAACAUACGAUUAUUUCGAGGUAAUUUUAAACAAGUUACUGUCCCACCAAAUUAUUUUUAAACAAGAAUAAAGUGCUGUACUGUAGUAGAAAAAUGCUUGGCUUUAUUCAAAUGCUUCUGUUACCUCCCUUGGCUGUGAGUCUUGGAGUGACAUAUGGAAAUUACAAACUGCUCGGGAUCACUUUUAACACGUUUAUUGCUGCGAACACAACACGUCUGGCUGCCUCGAACGUCACUGCACACACAUACAUUCAUUCCAGCGUGCGCUUGCCUAUCCCCCUGCCCGCGCAUGCGCACACAGAGCCUGUUUGUUCCAAGGCAGCACUCGCAACACUUCAUUGAGUGAGUCUACUCAAAUCCUCUCACAUACACACAAUGAGUUGCCACAGCAACUGUUCAACAAGUUCAACGAUGAUUGACGCAUGUGGCCCUUUUGAAGCUCGUGACUCUGGCAAGAUGAAACACAAACAUUGUUCAACAUCGUUAACUUACUGCCGCAGUGCCCGACAAACAAAGAGCAGGGAGGGAGGGAGCAAGACUGAGACUAAGCGAUCGGCUUUUUUUUUUUUUUUUUUAAAUUGAAAAAAAAUCUGCGAUGGACCGAGGGCGCGAAGUUGCGAGGGAUCACUGUAAAGGAAACAUAUUUGCAAAAAAUUACUUUUGAAUUGCUGUGGAAGUGUGAAAUUCCACAACCAAGUACAGUGAAUCUGGUAAAUUUUCUGUGAGCAAGCCCUUCUCUAUUUUACUGUGCUCGUAAGCUCAGAACUUUGCUUCUAGGAUGAGGGGAAGGAGCCUUUCCCAAGCAACUAAACAAAAGUACUGACACGUACAAUGAACAAACUAAUCAUUCUCACAGUAUGGGACAAUAUACAAUAGAGUCUUUCAAAUGUGCGAGAAAGCCAGAGUUCCCAUACAAACCCAGGCAAACACAGGGAAACAUGCAAACUCCAUAUACGAUUCCAGUAGGAAAAAAAACUUAAAUCUGCGAGCCAGCUGUGCCAACUACUUGUUUACCGUGCUCCUGGGCAUCAAAAUAUGUCCCUUUAAUUCUAGAAGUGACACCAGAAUGUCCUGAAUGAGGGAUUGGCUGCCACAUAUAGUAGCAACGUGUGAUGCUGCACAGUCAGAUGCUCGAGAUUUUCGAUCGGGGUGGAGCUGAUGCUGAUGCUGAGCUGUACACUGAGCAGCCAUCCAGUCGCUGCAUCACUUUUGUGUAGGAAAUCACUGUAGGGAAGGAAGCAAUGGCAGCAGUGAAGCACUUAGGCUGAUGGUGCCUCCCUCCAUCUCCCCCUUGCAACCAUAGGGGAGGUGGGGGGCGAUCAUGUCUGACUCCAGCGCUACAGGACUGAUCUUUAACAAGGGUUCAGCCGAUUCCUACACUAGUCGACCCUCGGAUUCCGACCUGUCCCUGGAGGACGACCAGGAGGCGUCUCGGCGCGAAGCCGAGCGCCAGGCUCAACUGCAGCUGGAGAGAGCCAAAUCAAAACCAGUGGCCUUUGCAGUGAAAACCAAUGUUAGUUAUUGUGGGGCUCUGGAUGAAGAUUGCCCAGUCCAAGGAGCAGCCAUUAAUUUUGAAACCAAAGACUUUCUGCACAUUAAAGAGAAAUACAACAAUGACUGGUGGAUCGGUCGACUGGUGAAGGAGGGAGCAGACAUCACGUUCAUCCCGAGCCCUGUCAAACUUGAGGCCAUCAGGAUAAAACAGGAGCAGAAGGCGGCGGCAAGGAAAGGAGGCAACGCGUCAUCUGGAGGCUGGAGAUCCACGCCACCAUCUGCAGCCAAACAGAAGCAGAAACAGACUGAACUCGUCCCCCCAUAUGAUGUUGUUCCUUCAAUGCGGCCUGUGGUGCUGGUUGGACCUUCGCUGAAAGGCUAUGAGGUGACAGACAUGAUGCAGAAAGCCUUGUUUGACUUUCUAAAGCACAGGUUUGACGGCAGGAUCUCCAUCACACGUGUGACUGCUGACCUGUCACUGGCCAAGCGCUCGGUGCUCAACAAGAAGGCUAUUAUGGAGCGAUCCAACACACGGUCCAGCCUCGCUGAGGUUCAGAGUGAAAUUGAGAGGAUCUUUGAGCUCGCCAAGUCCCUGCAGCUUGUCAUCCUGGAUGCAGACACCAUCAACCACCCUGCACAGCUACUCAAAACUUCUCUGGCCCCUAUCGUCGUCUACGUUAAAGUGUCCUCACCCAAGGUUCUGCAGAGGCUGAUAAAAUCUCGGGGGAAGUCACAGAGCAAACACCUGAAUGUCCAGAUGAUGGCAGGGGACAAACUUGCUCAGUGUCCGCCUGAGAUGUUUGACGUGAUCCUAGACGAGAACCAGCUUGAGGAUGCAUGCGAACACCUGGCCGAGUAUCUGGACAUUUACUGGCGUGCGACUCAUCUUCCUUGUUCUGCCCCUGUUAACCUAGCCCAGGACCAAAAUGUGAUCACCCCUCCAUCUGCUAAUUCCAGUCAACAGUUCUCUGAGACUCAAGAGUUAAUCGAGUAAGCACUUGUGACCAAGAGGGGCCUAGUGUGCCACCGUGGCGAAUUAGCAGCAUCUCCAUACUCAUUGCGAAUGAGGACAAACGGCAUAAGUAGCAGCAGGAAGCGGAUGCAAGUUGGGGAUUGAAGGGGGUCCACCCAUAACCCCCCACCUCACCCUUUCCUCCCAGUGCCCCAGUCAGUACUGCCCCUUGCUCCUGAUGCCAUGUGACAACUCAGGGUCGCUUUCUGCACACUUUCUGAUAACCUUCUGCAACACACCGACACGUACGCAGUCUGGCGCAAUGUUGUACACCGUGGUGAGGGAUCCACUUUCCGGUCGUCUGUCAGUCAGUAUGAAGCCCACUACACACGUAAAAAUUGUUGGGAACAUUUCCCAUGUACUUUGCUUACACUGUACACAGUAUAACUACUACUACUGUUUCUACCCUUACCACUAUCAUACUACAUCAGUACUAUAACUAAUUUACUAGAUUAUCAUUGUCGCUAUUUCAACUAAUACUAAUAGCUAUCUCCAAUAGCCAUCUCAAU